AUGCUUCGCCGCAAACCCACGGCGCUCACAAUAACCAGCGAAGACAUUGCCGCGUUCGAGGAACAACUCGCCCGCAAAGUCGCCUACGCGCGCUACCUCAAGACCGGCGAAGACCCCGAGGGCUACUUUCGCAACGGAACCGCAGGUCACCAGCACCGGCAGCCCGGUCACGAUCACGAUCACGAUGCGCAGAUGCAGAUGGGCGGCGGCGCCCGACGUGACGCCUCAUCCAAUGCAACUGGCGGUACGAUUGAUCCCAAUGACGAACUCAAGCCGUUACCGGGAGACAAGGCGCGGAUAGUGAGGAGUCGCGAGGACAGAAUAAUGGGUAUGGGAAAUCCAAGAUGA
Molecule: messenger RNA, 348 nt
Organism: Exophiala spinifera
Lineage: Eukaryota; Fungi; Ascomycota; Eurotiomycetes; Chaetothyriales; Herpotrichiellaceae
Exons: 1
Coding region: 1-348 (115 amino acids)
Biological process (GO): anaphase-promoting complex-dependent catabolic process
Cellular component (GO): anaphase-promoting complex
Source: RefSeq, a predicted model, not a curated record